AUGCCUUUGUGGACGCAAUUGGCAAAACGCCAGGCCCUACUUUUGUCGGUCUCUGCGUUUAGGCAUGGUGUCAGCGACAGGGAUAGGUGCAUGCAGGAGAAGUAG
This is a messenger RNA of Fusarium pseudograminearum CS3096, 105 nucleotides long. RefSeq lists its product as uncharacterized. The transcript has 2 exons. The record is from RefSeq and is a predicted model, not a curated record. The coding region runs from base 1 to 105 and encodes 34 amino acids. Lineage: Eukaryota; Fungi; Ascomycota; Sordariomycetes; Hypocreales; Nectriaceae.